AUGGUUCCUCGACGGAGUUUACGUGGUUUACUGACCAUGGGCAAUUAUCAGGAGCGGCAACACGUGACUGGAGACAGGGAACAUGGAUCCGGAGUGGCACAAUUCGGAUCCUUUUCUAAAGCUUAUAAACGCCUGUGCCUGGUCCUACUGUAUAGUGCGCUAUGGACAACGAUCUGUGUCGUCCUGGUCAAUAGACACAUACUACCCAAUUACGUUCGACAAACUGCGUAUACUAAUCACUGCGUACAGGCAGGGGAAGGUACUAUAUGCAGAGAUGCACGGCUUAGUGGCAGCCCACAGGAUGUGAACCCUACCACACCUACUUUGAAGACUGAGACUAUAACCAUCAAGCCAACACCGAAACGUAUUCCACAGAGAUGGCUUGGACCUAAAGGAUAUGUCACACACGAUAAUAAAAGAUCGAUAAAGAAGACGUGCGGCACCUGUGCAAUCGUCAACAGUGCUGGUCGACUCAUAGGAUCCAAAGCCGGUCAGGACAUCGAUGAAGCAGACUGCGUGAUCCGCAUGAAUGGCGCCCCCACGGCAACCUACGAAGCCGACGUGGGUACCAAGACAACAUACAGGGUCAUAGGUCACAGAAACUUUCCCAGGAUGAUGAAAACAAUGAAGGAGAGGCGACACUACCUCGACGAUGAGGCGACGAGGUCCGACCUUGUGGUCGUGUGGCAUUACGGCGUCAACUGGAAGAAAAACUCCCCUGCAAGAUGGAGCAAGGUGUUCUGUUCUAUCUUUAAAAAGGCCACAGUCUACCUGGCGUCUGAGACGGCCAUGAAACGAAACGAAGAAAUGUUUUACGGAGAGCUUGACAUCCAAAAAUCUAAGGUCAAAAUAUGGAUGUCAACAGGCUGGGGAACGAUGUUGUUUGCUCUUGAUGUAUGUGAAACCAUCGAUGUGUAUGGGAUGAUCUAUGAAGACUACUGCAGUGAACACCCGAAUGACACCUACUCGUACCACUACUUUGACAAGGCCCGUACCGAGUGCAGCUACUACGCAAGCAGUGAACGACAAACACUUAAGGGGCAUAAGUUUCUAACGGAGAAAGCUAUAUUUGCCAAGUGGGCCGCAAUGUACGGCAUCGUCUUCCACGAACCAUCAUGGGACGGUCACUUGAAGAAUAGUGGCAAUGACACCGUGGUGGACACACUGUUCAAGAGAACGUUUAGGGACUAUGAAGAGCAACGGGAAAGUAACAGCACCAAGUCGUGA
This is a messenger RNA of Asterias rubens (European starfish), 1227 nucleotides long. RefSeq names its product alpha-N-acetyl-neuraminyl-2,3-beta-galactosyl-1,3-N-acetyl-galactosaminide alpha-2,6-sialyltransferase-like. The transcript has 6 exons. The record is from RefSeq and is a predicted model, not a curated record. NCBI's taxonomy places the organism in Eukaryota, Metazoa, Echinodermata, Asteroidea, Forcipulatida, Asteriidae. Bases 1 to 1227 code for a protein of 408 amino acids. Gene Ontology annotation, molecular function: sialyltransferase activity.